UCACACUAUCAUUUGCGAUGUCAGUUAAUGCCCGGGACGGCAAGCUUAACAACGAGAUCCACGGUUAAUCAAAGUUAUUCGUAGACACGGAAUUCAUUGUUUGGUUUUAGUUGUGUGACAAAGAUCCGAUACUAAGGAUGUAUUUAUUUUUCUCUGUGGUUGCUAUCCUUUACUUAUCAACGUUUAAUAUCGGAGAUGCACAAUAUCAAGCACCAUUCGAUUGCAAUACACCAAAUGGAGUUGCUGGAAGUUGUAUUAACAUACGUCAGUGUAUACCGUUGAUAAAAUUGUUGCAAGAGAGACCUCUUCCCCCAGAAAGUGAGAAUUAUUUAAGACAGUCCCAAUGCGGUUUUGAAGGCCAAAAUCCUCGCGUAUGUUGUCCCGCCGGAUCGAAUCGAAUUGAUUUAUCUCCUUCUCGGGGGAACAUACCAUCUACAGAUAGCCCAUUGGAAACUGGAAACAAGGCAGAAUUAAUUGACAAUUUACUCAAUAAUCCUUUGUUGCCAAGCGAAUGCGGUAAAGAUUUGAUAGUUCGAAUUAUUGGAGGAACGCCUACUGCCCUUGAAGAAUUUCCAUGGAUGGCUCUGUUGGAAUAUCAACAUCCAAGAGGACACAGCACUGCCUGCGGAGGAGUUCUUAUUAGCAAACGUUACGUGCUUACUGCAGCGCAUUGUUUGAAGGGAAAAGAUUUACCACCAACGUGGUCGUUAAAGAACGUACGAUUAGGCGAAUACGAUACUAGUUCCGAUAAAGAUUGCAUUACAUCCAAUGAUGUAGUUAUAUGCUCCGAUGACCCGAUCACGGUUGGGAUCGAAGAACAAAUUGUACAUGAACAAUACGAUCCAAGAUCGCGAGAUCAGAAAUAUGACAUCGCAAUGUUGAGAUUGUCAAGAGACAUUAUUUCGACUGAUUAUAUUAAGCCUAUUUGUUUGCCACGAUCAGAAGGGUUGGACGGUCAAUUGUACGUAGCUGGUUGGGGUACAACCGAGUUCAAUUCAUCGUCGAACAUAAAACUUAAAGUAUCGUUGCCAUUGGCAGAAAAAGAAGAUUGCGCUAGGACUUAUAAUCAAGUUAAUAUUAGACUUGGUUACGGACAAAUCUGUGCCGGUGGUACUAAAGGUAAAGAUUCAUGCAGAGGAGACUCUGGUGGACCACUCGUGAGCCGUUUAAAUACACUUAGUGGUGCUGAAUUAUGGACAACCGUAGGAGUCGUAUCUUUUGGUCCAACACCUUGCGGUUUGCAAGGUUGGCCUGGCGUUUAUACCAAAGUUUACGAUUAUGUUCCGUGGAUAGUCGGUAACAUAAAACCUUACAUUCAAAAUGAAGAUUAUAUUCGGUAUCUCCAUCAUUGCAAAUGCCAAUUAGUUCUCGGAUUUCCCACUGUUACGAAAUCUGUGGUCCAUCGACGUCAUUCGAUGUAUGACGAAACAAUAAUAGCUCAAAAUUUAAUAUCUCGCGAUUGCAAUACACCAAAUGGAACUAGUGGAAGUUGCAUAAGCAUACAACAAUGUUUGCCAUUCGUAGCAAUGCUCCAAGAGAAACCUAUUCGUUCCGAAAUUAUAGACUAUCUGAAACAAUCUAAUUGCGGAUUCGAAGGUCACGAUCCUCACGUGUGUUGUCCUACUGAAUCUGAUUUGAUCAAUCCAUUUUUUAUUCCGGUGAGCUUCCCACCUACAACAGUUAAAAAUAGCACAUUGGAGAAUAUGAAUAAUAACGACCCUAUCAUCAGUUUACUUGAUAAUCCUUUGUUACCAAGCGAAUGUGGGAGAGAUUCGAAACCUCGAGAUUUGGAAGUACGAGAUACCGCCCUUGACGAGUUUCCAUGGAUGGCACUAUUGGAAUAUGAUGAUGGAAGCAAAACAACAUUUGCCUGUCAAGGAGUUCUUAUUACCAAACGUUACGUGCUUACAGCAGCUCAUUGCUUAUUAAAUCAACGAAUUGGGAUAUUAUCAAACGUACGAUUAGGCGAGUACGAUCUCAGUUUUGCAAAGGAUUGCGUUAAACGUAAUAACUUAGUUACGUGUUCUGAUGAUCCGAUCACAGUUAAGAUCGAGAAACAAAUCCCACAUGAACUAUACGUACCAAGAUCCGAUAAUAAUGAAUAUGAUAUCGGAUUAUUGCGAUUAUCAAGAGACAUAGUUUCGACUAAUUACGUUAAGCCUAUUUGUUUACCUAAAUCUUCUAUAGUCAAUAAAAGAUUAUACAUAGCUGGUUGGGAUACAACUUCAACGAAUACAUCCUCGAAUGUUAAGCUUAAAGUUUCGUUACCCCUCGUUGACAAAGAUGAUUGCGAUAGAAUUUAUAAGAAUCAACAUUUUAAACAAAUUUGUGCCGGUGGUGAAACAGAUAGAGCUUUAUGUAGCGGUGAUGCCGGUGGACCACUCAUGGGUUUUCAAGAUUCAUUCAAUGGUAAUAGAAUAUGGACAGCAGAAGGAAUUGUGUCUUAUGGUACUGUACCUUGUGGUAUACCUGGUUGGCCUGGUAUUUAUACUAAAGUAUAUGAUUUUAUUCCAUGGAUAAUUAGUAAGAUAAGACUUUGAAAAGAAAUAUUUUUAUUAUUUAAUGAAAACUACAUCUUAAAAAAUAUUUGCGUGGUUCAAUA
Molecule: messenger RNA, 2602 nt
Organism: Polistes canadensis
Lineage: Eukaryota; Metazoa; Arthropoda; Insecta; Hymenoptera; Vespidae
Exons: 6
Coding region: 138-2540 (800 amino acids)
Biological process (GO): proteolysis
Molecular function (GO): serine-type endopeptidase activity
Source: RefSeq, a predicted model, not a curated record